Messenger RNA from Closterium sp. Naga37s-1, 1095 nucleotides. The record is from the annotation of a GenBank genome assembly. Lineage: Eukaryota; Viridiplantae; Streptophyta; Zygnematophyceae; Desmidiales; Closteriaceae.
AUGAGCGCGUUUGACGCUCAGGCGCCGUACGGGAAGGAAGCGCCGCCUCACCUCCUCGCCUCCAAUAGUACCACGUUGGAGCACCAUCGACAGGUAGUCCCCUCUCACAUGAUGAGCGCGUUUGACGUUCAGGCGCCGUACGGGAAGGAGGCGCCGCCUCGCCUCCUCCCCUCCCCCCUCCCUCUGUCCCCCUUUUUCAUUCUCCGAACCGAGUCGCUUCGCCUCGCUCCGUCCAGGGAUCAUCUGUCCACACUCGCGCUUCCCUCUCGCAACCCACGGAGUAACAGAGGCAGUUGUGCGGCCCUCUUCACUGCCUAUGGCGCGGCUGCGGCAUCAUUCCUUCCUCGCGAUGCGGGUUCGUACGAGCUCUUGCGGUCGUACGAGCUCUUGCGGUCGUACGAGCUCUUGCGGUCGUACGAGCUCUUGCGGUCGUACGAGCUCUUGCGGUCGUACGAGCUCUUGCGGUCGUACGAGCUCUUGCGGUCGUACGAGCUCUUGCGGUCGUACGAGCUCUUGCGGUCGUACGAGCUCUUGCGGUCGUACGAGCUCUUGCGGUCGUACGAGCUCUUGCGGUCGUACGAGCUCUUGCGGUCGUACGAGCUCUUGCGGUCGUACGAGCUCUUGCGGUCGUACGAGCUCUUGCGGUCGUACGAGCUCUUGCGGUCGUACGAGCUCUUGCGGUCGUACGAGCUCUUGCGGUCGUACGAGCUCUUGCGGUCGUACGAGCUCUUGCGGUCGUACGAGCUCUUGCGGUCGUACGAGCUCUUGCGGUCGUACGAGCUCUUGCGGUCGUACGAACUCUUCCGGUCGACUGCGGCGAUGAACUCGGAGCGCGUAGCACUCCUCUGCAUGCUGCUAUGUGCGGCACUCUUCACUGUCCAUGGCGCGUUUGCCUCAUCGUUCCUCCCACGCGACGCUGGAGCGAUUGCUGCGUCUGCCACUUCUGCCACCUCUACUCUUCACCCCAGGCGUCAGCUGUUAAAAGGAAUGAUAAUAGCGAGAUUCGGCGCCGUCUUGCGUCCCACGUGGCACCAGGGGAAAGUGAUCGGCGACAGAGCGGCUUCGGGGAGAAUUGUUGUGACAGCCGUGAGGUAA